This is a messenger RNA of Exophiala mesophila, 1092 nucleotides long. RefSeq lists its product as uncharacterized. The record is from RefSeq and is a predicted model, not a curated record. Gene Ontology annotation, molecular function: oxidoreductase activity. The transcript has 2 exons. Bases 1 to 1092 code for a protein of 363 amino acids. Lineage: Eukaryota; Fungi; Ascomycota; Eurotiomycetes; Chaetothyriales; Herpotrichiellaceae.
AUGGAGUCCAAAGCACUUGUCAUGAGGCAUAUCCCAGGAAAGAAGGGAGAGGUGUAUUACCCGAUCGAGGUAGCCACUUUGAAGGUUCCGAAGCCACAGGGCACGCAGCUGCUUGUGAGAAUAUCUGCUGCGGCGUUAAACCAUCGCGAUUUAUUCCUGCGGCACGACCUCUAUCCCAAACCUCAAUUCGGCAUGGCAAUGGGAUCAGACGGUGUAGGUGUUGUGGUCGACAUGGGUCCACAAGCGUCCGGCCUUUGGAUGAGACAAAGGGUAAUAAUCAACCCCGGACAGGGUUGGGUGAGCCAUCCUGAAGCGCCCGAGUCGCCUGAAGGCUACUUGACGCUGGGAGCUAGCCCUGCAGGGACUGGUACAUUGCAACAAUACAUGCUUGUGGACGAGGCCGAUGUGGUUAUGGCUCCGGAACACUUGAGCGACGCUGAGGCGGCAGCAAUCCCAGCAGCAGGACUGACGGCGUGGAGAGGACUCAUGGCGCGGUCACAGAAUGCCGUGCCAGGUCGAAACAUCUUGGUCCCUGGGAUUGGGGGAGGCGUAGCACUGUACGUGUUGCGCUUUGCCGUGGCUUUGGGAUGCAGAGUCUAUGUCACAUCAAGCAGCAGUGAGAAGCUGAGGCGUGCAAAAGAGUUGGGAGCUGCAGGAGGCGUGCUUUACACCGAACCAGAUUGGGAGUCGAAGCUCCUUGCGCUUCUCCCAGCAGAGAGGAAGACCUUCGAUGCCAUCAUCGAUGGAGCUGGAGGAGAGAUUGUGAAAUCGGGUGUGAAGCUUCUCAGGAACAAUGGGGUGAUUGUUUCAUAUGGGAUGACUGUUAGCCCGACCAUGCCAUACACGAUGAAGGCACUGGUGCGCAACAUUCAGCUGGUGGGCACAACUAUGGGGUCAAGAAAGGAAUUCCACGAUAUGAUGCAGUUCAUCCGCACACACAAGAUCCACUCAAAUGUGUCUACAGUUGUGCAAGGAUUGACGGUGGAAAAGGCAGACGAACUCGAGGAGCUUUUCAGAAUUCUUGCGAAAGGCUCACAGUUUGGUAAACUGGUUGUGCAAAUAUGGCAAGAUGGGAGGGAGAGCAGGUUAUAG